UUUGCCGCAGGCGCAGAGGAUGAAAUUGCAUCAACAUGGAAUCGAAAAAGCUGGCGUAUUGUACGUUUUCGCCCUCGUGUCCUUCGCCCGAUAUUGCAUGUCGACACUUCAUGCAUUAUAUUCGGCAAUCAGUUCUCAGCUCCGUUUUUUAUCGCUCCGGCCGGUGGUGGCAAGCUCGCAAAUAGUGAGGGAGAGGUUCUGCUUACUCGCGCUGCAGCUAGGCAUGGAAUUCUUCAGUGGGUGUGUAAUAACGCCGGCUGCACCAUGGACCAAAUGGCGGCUGCUCGGAGCGGACGUCAAACUCUGUAUUGGCAAAUUUAUGCCAAGUCAGAUCUGAAGAAGUCAGAGAGAGAACUUCGACAUGCCCUCGAGCUAGGGUAUACAGGCUUUGCACUCACGGUCGAUGCAGUUUGGCCAGGCCUCAGAGAGAGAGAUGUGCGCAAUAGCCUCGAUGACGUGGCUGCAAAACAUAACACCAGCGCUAGUAUGGAAGAAGAAGAAGGAGGAGGAGGGAAUGCUGACCGCAAAGCAAGGCCAGUCUACAUCGAAUUCGACUGGAUAUCGGCAGUCACAUGGAUUCGAAGCAUAACGAAUCUACCACUGGCCAUCAAGGGAAUUCAACGUUGGCAAGAUGCUGCCCGAUGCCUCGAAUUCGACAAUGUGCAUCCGUGGCUAUCUAAUCACGGAGGAAGGCAGCUCGACAGCGCUCCAUCAUCCCUCGAAACACUGAUUGACAUUCGUAAAUACUGUCCAACAUUGCUCAGAAGCCGCGAAGUUAUAAUAGACGGUGGAGUCACACGCGGCGCAGAUAUUGUCAAGGCAUUCUGCCUAGGCGCUAAAGGUGUAGGUCUAGGCCGGGGCUUUUUAUUUUCGAUGGUUUACGGGAAAGCUGGUGUUGGAAAGGCAAUCCGCAUCUUGAAGCAUGAGAUGGAGACGACGAUGGCAUUACUAGGAGUUUGCUCUCUCUCCGAGCUGGAUUCGUCUUUUGUGAGUCUUCCGACAUGCCUAGAGAACAUCCCAGCCCUUUUUCCUGUAAGCACACAAGCAAUACUGAUGCAGCCAGGUCGAAAUUUCCCAACUGGUGACAACUUUAAAGCUAUGAUAUAA
Messenger RNA from Colletotrichum costaricense, 1107 nucleotides. RefSeq names its product FMN-dependent dehydrogenase. The record is from RefSeq and is a predicted model, not a curated record. NCBI's taxonomy places the organism in Eukaryota, Fungi, Ascomycota, Sordariomycetes, Glomerellales, Glomerellaceae. Gene Ontology annotation, molecular function: oxidoreductase activity; FMN binding. The transcript is spliced from 2 exons. The annotation marks the transcript as partial.